AUGUAUACUCCUUCGUCUUAUUCCUCCUCGCAAUCAGGCAAACCGCCUACCUGGCCAAUGGUCCCCCUGUCUGAACUCGAAGUCAAGAUUCCUGUUCGGACAUCGAGUCUAGGCCCGUUGCUUCCACCUGAGCCGCUCAUCUCUACCCCAUCGCCAGAUCCGUCUAAUCUAGGACGCUACAACGAUGGCACUAUUUCUCGGAAGCCGACAGUUCGUGGUAUCGCGACACCCACAGCUCGUAAUACUGUGACUUUCCGCUCUCCUGACGUCUCUCCCAAGACUCAAUCGCCGCCCUCGUCUUCGUUGACAUCAACUGAAAAAGACAGGAAGAACCUCGAGCGUGCGGUCACUGGGCUUCACGACCUCAUGGAAGAAGCCUUGACCGUCGCCCAAGACGCCGCUCAGAACAACAGGUCCCAAGACGUCGCCCACAUUCUGGAUGAAGCCAAGAUCGCUCUUCGCAAGUCAAGCACUGUGCACAUGGCUCCUCCACUCCGCAUCGACGAUACCGAGAGCGACGAGUACUUCUCCUCCGAUGAGUAUGAUCAGGCUUCCGACUCUGAUGCAGACAUCGAGUCCAACACCUCAUCCAUGCAGCCGAAGCCAAUGGCUUCCAAUGUCAGCAUCCCAGUGGCUUACAUCAAAAGCAAGAGUGGACUUUCUCUGGAACCCGCGCCAGCCUCUUCAGCUGUCCCUGCUGCCCCUCGUUACUCGAUCAGAAAACAAUCCGUUGUGCACCCCAUUGUCAAUCCACCUUUCGAGAAUGAGGGCAAACGUCCUACAUCCCAGGAAGCAGCUGUCGGCCCAUCGUGCUCAGAGGACUUUUCCAUGACUCAGACUCCACCUCAGGUGUACUCCAAGUUGUCAACAGGCUCUGCCGCCCAUGACUGGGCUUAUGUCAGACGACCUUCGACCCGCCGUGACCUCCGAGGCGGUUCGGAGCCUGGACCAGUCAGUCAAGAUGAAACUGUCUUGCCACCGCCUACAGGAGAAAGUACUGGUGUCGUCCUGCCUCCAGUCAUUCCUCAAGACGCAUCUGUGAGGACACCAGAGCAGAUCCCACAUGAACCUGUCCGUCUCUCGAUUCCGGAUGUGCCGAAGAGGAGAUCGCUUCGACCUGUUCGUUCCGACCCUCAGCUGUCAAGCACACCUUCGCCGCCGCCUCAACCAGCGAUACCAUACGCCGUCUACGAUCCAAGACAUUAUGUCACUGCAGACUACCCACCAGCUCAAUAUACAGUUACCAGCCCUCCAGCGCCUGGCAAGCGAUGGAAGCCGAAGGCUGGUGCAAGCCGUAUCUUCGAGUCGUCAUACUACCAUGUUCCAGAGCGCAGAGAGGUACCUGUGGCUCUUCCGGCCUCCACACACCCUGCUUUGCCUGUCGUAUCUGGCCAAUCAGUUCUUCCUGCUCAAUCUGCAUUACUCCCUAUACCUGAUCAAGCACCACCAGCAAACGUUCCGUCUCCAGAUCUGAGCUUGAAGCAUCCACGCAAAAACCAUAUCAGUCUGAAGGAUGAACAAGGAUUCCGCUUCCACAGAUAUCGCCGAUCCCCCAUCGCCAGAGAGUGGAAGAUUGGCCGCAAGCGCAUCACUGCCAUUAUCGCUUGUCUCAACACCAUGCUCGUAGGAUUGAUCGCUGGCAUUUAUGUAUGUUGCUUUUCAUAG
Molecule: messenger RNA, 1665 nt
Organism: Aureobasidium vineae
Lineage: Eukaryota; Fungi; Ascomycota; Dothideomycetes; Dothideales; Saccotheciaceae
Source: the annotation of a GenBank genome assembly